Molecule: messenger RNA, 1548 nt
Organism: Suillus discolor
Lineage: Eukaryota; Fungi; Basidiomycota; Agaricomycetes; Boletales; Suillaceae
Exons: 6
Coding region: 1-1548 (515 amino acids)
Source: RefSeq, a predicted model, not a curated record
AUGCCAUCCACAGAGGUUUCAAACAAAGCUCUUAAUGAUGCUGCCGCUCGAGUGCAACAAAUCGUGGCUCAAGCUGUAGAGUGGAAAAAUGGUCCCACCGGCCAUCUCACUAUGGCCAUGGACAUCGCAAAAUUUUUGUCGCCGGUGUUCGAACAACAUGGGCGAUCAGUGAGCAUGAUUCCGCCACUUUUGUUAUCGGCAGCGAUGGAAUUGCAAGGUCAUUUGGACCCUGUGACUCGCCAAUCAUUUCUAAGUGCACCUGUAUGGCGUAACAUUGUAGCGAAUGAUUCACGAAUUCGGAAACAUCCUUUGUAUCAGAAGGCUCUCACAUUCAUCAGCUCCUCAAACCCAUCUGCGAUAUCGCACUCGCCGGUGCAACUGGCCCAGCAGGUCAUUGCAGAUGCACCAGCGGAAUCCCCGGUGGGGUCCAAACCCAAACCUAGGCCACAUGAUGCGAUUGAAAUUAUUGACCAUGUCGCCGCCACUAAUGUCAUUGGGCCAGACAUUCACAAAGGGAAGGGUAAGGAGACCGCGCCACCCGAGAAUGUUGACGGCGACACGCCAGUGAAGGUUUUGAAAGCAGAAACCACCAUGGUUAGACAAAAGCCCAUGCCGAAGAGAAAGCAAACGCAGGCAACUGGCGGCCGGAAGGGGACAGAGGUCCCACCUCCAGUGGAUAGUGUGGACGGCGAUGGUAGUGCACUGUUGCAGAGGAAAAGAUCUAGAGACUCCAGUCAGAAUGAGCAGCUGACGAAGAGCAUGUCAUCAGCCACCCGCCCGCCGCUGUCCACCCACACCGGCGAUCAAUGCAAGCCCUGGUUUGAAGAACCUCUUCCUCUGCUGGCCACUGUUGCCGGGAGACUCACCAUGAGCAAGCGGCAUAAAAGUAGCCACCGGCAUACUACAUCAAAAGAAUACGAUGAAGACCCCUUGCCGGAAGCGGCCGGCGAUGUUGCCAAAGAGUCGGCUGUUGGGACGAACACCAUCAAUAUCAAUGUGGCGACCAUAGACAAUGCCACCCAGAAGAGGCUGUCUUUACCACCUGUGACCUCUGUCUCUGCAUAUUCGCCAUCAUCGCUUGAAUCAUCCCCGACAUUGAGCCACCCUGAAAAACCACCACCACGGCACGUGCAACCACCGCCAUCACACACACAGCUUAUGGAUAUUGAUGUGCCGGCCGAUACAGUGGUGAAGGACUUGCAGGCAAUGACACUAGAUGCCACAAAGGACUCGGUACUAGUCUUGAAGAGUCAUGAAGAUAUGUACAAUACCAUCCACAACCUUCACAAUCAGGUCGUCGAACUCCGCACUCGGAAUGCUGCUGCCGCCGAUUCCCUUGAGGCGUUGAAUGUCCGUGUGGCUGCUCAGGAUGCCGAGAUGCGCAGUAUGGAGACACUUCACACCGACGUCGCUGUGCUGCAAGACCAAAUUCACACUUUGCAAGCGAAAUCCCGGACACAUGAGAACCAACUCCGUGCAGCUGAUGUUAAAUUGGCAUCACAGGGAAGUACCACCGCCGUCCUGCAAGACGCCUAUGAGGCCCUUUGA